AACAAGUAAAUGUCGGGAGGUGAGUGACUAAGGUGGUGGUCACCGUCACUGUUGUUGUGGUUUGUUUGUUUGUUUGUUUGUUGAUUUCCCCUCUCCCCCAACAAGCUUGGGGCCACGUGGGGAAUUGGGUUUGUUUUUGGAGGGGGACAUAAAAGACCGAUAAAUGGACUGAAAAUCUAGGGAAAUUUCCCUAAAAUAAAGAAAAAUUGGGGGUAAAAUUUAAGUUUUAACCAAUACUCCAGAAUAAUUAUAUACCUAUCCUAACCUAACCUAAUCGGGGGGGCUGCGCACACCAUGAACACCCCCUUGCUAUCUGGGGGGGCUGUGCCCCCCCUGGACCCCCCUAAGGUUAAAGCGUCAUUAAACAUCAUAGACUUAGUAGCAUGGACAAAAGCACCCUGCGUGUAAACCUACGCACGAACGCACGCAGUGUAACUUCAGCACGGACAGGUAAGCAGGACGGAUCUCGGGAAUACUGGAGAAACUUUAACAUUGUAUUGUAACCUUAACAUCAACGAGCGAUCAGUAAAACCUUUACAGACUUGUAGCUAUACUACUUACACUUCUUGAAAGCACACCUUAUUGAAAAUAAUCUUGGGUGCGUUGUUCUUAAGAUUUUCCAGACACACACCGUCAGUAAGGUUAGUUUGGUCUCCUGGACAAAAUUUUCCCGUCUCAGUGGUGGCAGCCACGCAGGACAAGACACACACACCGUCAGUUAGUGUUUUCUGCUUUCUUGUUUUAUUUUUGUUAUUUUGUUAAUUUGUUUAAUAUUGUUUUAUUUGUUUGUCUUGCAGGAGAACAGACGCGGUGAAAGAGCAAGGCCAGACUGGCAAGUCCUCCUGUCCAUUGUGCCCCAGAGCCUCUCAGAUCAGUGGCUGGCAAGUCCUCCCAUCCUCUCUGCACCAGACCCCUCAGGUGCAAGGUCGGUGUGCAUCCUUGGUGCAGCCCCAGGGUUCCUGCAGGAACAGCCACGGCCAGGAGCAGCGUUGCAAUGGAGGGUGCGAGGCCAGGCAACAGCAGCAGCAGCAGCAGUAGUAACAGCCUGGAGCAGCAGGUGACCCAAGGCGUGAGGACCUACACUUGUGACCACUGCGGCAAAGUGUGCUCCACCAAGGCUGCCAUUGCCAGACACGUCCUCUCCCAUGCCAGCAAGACAAGGCUGAGAGGCAGGAGUGGCCCCGCUGAACACACUGCCACCCACACUGGUGGCAGGAACCACAAGUGUGACCUCUGCAGGAAGACAUUUGUCCGGAAGAGUCAUCUUGCCUCACACAUCCUCACCCACACUGGGGAGAGAAAGUUCCAGUGCCUGGAGUGUGGGAAAAGAUUUACCCAGAAGGGUUCCCUUAACACACACAUCCUCACCCACACUGGGAGAGAAAGUUCCAGUGCCUGGAGUGUGGGAAAAGAUUUACCUGGAAGGGUUCCCUUAACACACACAUCCUCACCCACACUGGGGAGAGAAAGUUCCAGUGCCUGGAGUGUGGGAAAAGAUUUACCAUGAAGAGUUCCCUUAACACACACAUCCUCACCCACACUGGGGAGAGAAAGUUCCAGUGCUUGGAGUGUGGGAAAAGAUUUACCCAGAAAAGUGAUCUUAACAGACACAUCCUCACCCACACUGGGGAGAGAAAGUUCCAGUGCCUGGAGUGUGGGAAAAGAUUUACCCGGAAGGGUACUCUUGACAGACACAUCCUCACCCACACUGGAAAGAAGAAGAGAAAACAGCCAAAAUCAUAGCUGUUGCAGUCCCCGGUGACUCCGGCCUCAGUAGAGCUGAAAGGCACAAAACUACAAAAUAUCACGACCUUAAAAGUGACCUGGGAACAACAUGGUCGCCGAUGGACACCGGUAUAAUACCAGUGGUGGUGUGGGCGACAGGGCUAAUGAAGAAAGCCUGGAGAGCUGCCUGGAGGCAAUCCCCGGUCGCCCAAGUGCCCACGAGGUACACACAGCUGCGGUCAAGGGAACGGUCGCCACGCUGAACAGAGCCCUCGGAUGCAAUGCCGGCGCUGCUGAGGGUGUGACCGCUAACACCAGGCUUGGGGCCCAUUGCACUCACCAGACAACAAAACAGGAAAGUGCAGAAAACGGGGAGAGAAAGUUCCCGUGCCUGCAGUGUGGGAAAAGAUUUACCCACAAAGGUAAUCUUAACACACACAUCCUCACCCACACUGGGGCUUGUACAAACUCAGUGCACCCUGAGUGUAGGAAGACAGAAGGAAGCAGAAACAGAAGGAUCUGCUCUGAACCACCCUGGAGAGAGAAACUGCAGCAGAGGAUCACCCAUCAAAGAGAAGAAAUCAGGCAGAUAACAAGCUUCCUGCAAGACCAAAACCACACAAGGAACCUCCUCAAGAAAACAGACAGAAUGACAGGAAGGCGCAGUGCAAGCAACGGCCGGCCGGGCGGAAGACCGGCAGGGGCUGAGCCCCGGCCGAAGCCUUGGCACCACAAAUGAGGACAAAGACAAGAAAAUAAAGGCCAGAAAGAUGAAGAGGCAGCUUGCAGAAAAGCCAGGGGUGGUUUGCAGGCACAUGGCAAAGACCUCAACAGAAGUACAAGACCCACCCGAGAAAGAAGUGGCCGAGGGAUGCUGCAGGCCACUGCUGGAAGACCCCACGCAGCAUCAGGCAGCCCCGGAGAUACAGACCACCACGGUUAAACACACAAGUAAACAACAACAAUGCCAGCUGUUCAACUUGCACAGGAAGGUCUGCUGAGAAAGAGAGUGAGUCAAUGCAGCAAGUUUGAGGCUCCAGGUGUAGACAAAGCCCCAAGUUUUGGGUCAGAAAGAUUACACGAGUGCACCGUUCCGUGCACUCGUUUGUACCAGACUACAGAAAGGAAAAGAGGAGCCCCCACAAUGGCUGGCCACUGGAAACACCAGCCUGCCACCAAACGCCAGCCAGACUCCACUGCCAGACAGACACGGAGCCGUCCGCUGCCCGUCAACAACACGCAGGUGGCCGACAGAGACACCGGUGUGGAGUUUGGUCUGGUGGAGUGCUCCACAUGCACUGGCAGGACUGGCAAGAAGAUAGCACCAGAAACACACACACUGGUGAACAGGACUGCAUUCAACACCUUGCCAUUCAACACCUUGCUCAACACUCCACAUGCAAGUGUUUGGGAACACAAGAGAAUGCCACACUACAACACAAAAAAUGAGAAAAACAAUCAACAAAGAAUUACCUUAACACCUUGAAAAAGAUUUGCAGGUCAGAACUAACACCAAAAAACAAGACUACUGCCACAAACCAGCUGGCAGUACCAGUAGUGACUUGUGGUUGUGGUGUGGUGUGGUGACUGGCCACAAGACUACUGCCACAAACCAGCUGGCAGUACCAGUAGUGACUUGUGGGUGUGGUGUGGUGUGGUGACUGGCCACAAGACUACUGCCACAAACCAGAUGGCAGUACCAGUAGUGACUUGUGGGUGUGGUGUGGUGUGGUGUGGUGACUGGCCACAAGACUACUGCCACAAACCAGCUGGCAAUACCACUAGUGACUUGUGGGUGUGGUAUGGUGUGGUGACUGGCCACAAGACUACUGCCACAAACCAGCUGGCAAUACCAGUAGUGACUUGUGGGUGUGGUGUGGUGUGGUGACUGGCCACAAGACUACUACCACAAACCAGCUCACAAUACCACUAGUGACUUGUGGGUGUGGUGUGGUGUGGUGACUGGCCAAAAGGUUUAUUCUGAAAUGUAAUCUUGACAAACAUCCUCACCCACACUGUGGUAAGGAAGUACAGGUGUGGUGUUUGUGGCAGUGUUUCUGUAGGAAGAGUGGUGUUGCCAGACACAUCCAAACACUCCUGUGGGGGUGAGGUGUUGUGGAUGUGCUGGUGGUGUGUGAGGGACUUGGAGUGACUAGUGUUUGUGUGUUGUUACUUUGUACUCAAGUGUUGGAAUAAACUUUUGUUGCUAGAAUGCUGAGUAAUGUUGUUAUACAGUAAAUAAUGUGUGUGUGUGUGUGUGUGUGUGUGUGUGUGUGUGUGUGUGUGUGUGUGUACAAAAUGGCCAAUAAUAAACUUGCCAUGACAGACAGAGUAGUGGAUGACUGGAAUAGGCUCAGUAGUCAGGUUGUUAGUGCUGAGUCAUUACAGAGCUUUGAAAUAUUAGACAAAUGUAUGGACAGGGAUGACAGGUGGAAAUAGACAGGCAUGUUUUGUACAGCGACUGCCACCUGCAGGCCUGACGGCUUCCUGCACCAACCCUUGUGUUCUUGUGUGCUGCUGCUGCUGCUGCUGCUGCAAAAUCUCUUCCUAUUAAUCCCUUUCUUUGCUGUGAAUGCUUGUGGAGGUUUUACACAUUGCUGUUAGUGCUGCGAAGUGUUGACUGUCGCUGUGAAAGGGUUGAAAGGUUAAUGAUCCUGGGAGGCAAAGAAAACUGCUGGUCUGUGCAUCAAUAGCCGUGGUGUUCUGAUGGUCUGCCUUCUUCAUCACUUCUCACCAAAACAAGAAAACAACAAAACUUGAUUGAAAAACAAGCCACAGAGACAGGCAGAGCGGGUGGGAGUGCAGGGGAGAGGGAGAGGGAGAGAGGACGGUGUGGGAGACAAGACAGAUAUGAAGAGAGAUGAUACUUAACAUUGCAUCUCUUGCUAUUCAAAGCUAGGUGAGUGUGUUGAAGCCUCCCUCCUGAAAGAGUUCAAGUCACCGGCAGGGGGAAACAGCAGCAGGCAGGGAGUUCAGGAGUGUGCCAGUAAAGGGGAUUGAGAGACUGAUAAUACUGGUUAACUCUUGCAUCAGGGAGGUGGACAGAAUAGUGGUGAAAGAUUGAGAAUACUGGUUAACUCUUGCAUCAGGGAGGUGGACAGAAUAGUGGUGAAAGAUUGAGAAUACUGGUUAACUCUUGCAUCAGGGAGGUGGACAGAAUAGUGGUGAAAGAUUGAGAAUACUGGUUAACUCUUGCAUCAGGGAGGUGGACAGAAUAGUGGUGAAAGAUUGAGAAUACUGGUUAACUCUUGCAUCAGGGAGGUGGACAGAAUAGUGGUGAAAGAUUGAGAAUACUGAUUAACUCUUUCAUUCAGGAGGUGGAGAGUAUUGUGGUGAAACAUUGAGAAUACUGGUUAAUUCUUGCACUAGGGAGCUGCAGACAAUAGUGGUGAAAGAUUGAGAAUACUGGUUAACUCUUGCAUCAGAGAGGUGGACAGAAUAGUGGUGAAAGAUUGAGAAUACUGUUGAACUCUUGCAUUCAGGAGGUGGACAGUAUAGUGGUGAAUGAUUGAGAAUACUGGUUAACUCUUGCAUUAGGGAGGUGGACAGAGUAGAGGUGAAAAAUUGAGAAUACUGGUUAACUCUUGCACUAGGGAGGUGGAGACAAUAGUGGUGAAAGAUUGAGAAUGCUUGUUAACUUGCAUUCAGAAGGUGGACAGAAUAGUGGUGAAAGAUUGAGAAUGCUGGUUAACUCGUGCAUUAGGGAGGUGGACAGAAUAGUGGUGAAAGAUUGAGAAUACUGGUUAACUCUUGCAUUAGAGAGGUGGAGACAAUAGUGGUGAAAGAUUGAGAAUACUGGUUAACUCUUGUAUCAGGGAGAGGGACAGAAUAGUGGUGAAAGAUUGAGAAUACUGGUUAACUCUUGCAUUAGGGAGGUGGACAGAAUAGUUGUGAAAGAUUGAGAAUACUGGUUAACUCUUGCAUUAGGGAGGUGGACAGAAUAGUGUUGAAAGACUGAGAAUACUGGUUAACUCUUGCAUUAGGGAGGUGGACAGAAUAGUAAUGAAAGAUUGAGAAUGCUGGUUAACUCUUGCAUCAGGGUGGAGACAAUAGUGGUGAGAAAGUAAGGCCUCUUAUCAAAUUAUAUUGACAUUUUUUGACCAAAUAGUUAGGAGUAUAUGAAAUUUCAAUAAAAUUGCUAGCAAGAUCUGCCCCCAAGCUUGAAAGAGGCAGAGACAGCAAGGAAGUGGUUCUCAGAGUGGGGUGUGACGAAUAGACUGCAUCAGUAGUCAGUAGGGAGCUGUGAAAGAAGACUGCAGCAGUGUGUGGACAGAGAUGGCAGGUGGAAAUAGAUAGGCGUGUUUUGUACAGGGACUGCCACUUGUAGGUGUGAUGGCUUCCUGCUCCAGCUCUUGUGUUCUUGUGUACUACUGCUACUUGGAAGGCUCUGCAAUGGUGCCACCUUAAGUCCACUGCAACACACUUGUCCUCCAAUGUACGAUAAUGCACCAAGGUCCUUAAGAAUGGCAUUUAUUGAUUUUAUGAUUAUGAUUAUUAUUUUUUUUUUUUUUUUUACAGUGUCUCUCUUACAUAGAAAUACAAUAAUAAAAAGUGCAAUAUAUUUUUUGGAGGUGGUUUGUUAUUUGUUAUUUGGUAACUUUGUUUUUUGCGUUUAAUGACAAAUUAAGUUGGUGGCAAGAGGAGUAGACGUUUCAAGUUACCCUCCAUUUCCACCCAUGGCUUGCUGGUUCUCUAACACUUGGUCAAAAUUUAUGAAUCAUUAAUAAAUGAUUCAAAGGUUAGGAGGAGAAAGUGGAGAUUGAGGCAUGUAGCAUGGGAGAAUUUCCAGGUAGACUUGAGUGAAAGUGUGAGGAUGGAAGCCUGAAUGGCAUGGAUGAAAUGAACGACAGACAGGAUGCCGCAGCCAGCCAGCCAGACAGGGUACGUGAGAACGAGUGCCGGGAAGCGUGCAUGUAAGCCGUGGUGGAGUGACGAGAUUAGGGAUGCUGGAAAGGAAGGAAAGAGACUAAAUAGGGUGUGCAGGCAGUUGAGAAAGAGGAGGCGGAGAGUGAGCACCAGAAUGCACGGACAGCGUGUGUGAGUCAGCAGCGAGUGACGAAGCGAAAGGUAAUGAAUGCUAAAGUUAGGUGUGAGAGAAGUGUGCUUCAGUCCAGAAGAGAGAAAGGUGUUUGUUACUGUAUGUAAAGCGUAUGUACCUCACGUCAUUAUUCCUCGGCAUUUAUAAGUGAAAUGUUCAAUAGUUUUCUAUUUGCAUGAAAACGUGUAAUAUGUGUAAGUAUCAGUAUUUAAUGCUAUAUUAAGCACCAAAGCCGAUGCUCACUUGUUAGUAGUGUGGGGUUAACCUGCUAGUCGCCUGCGGGCAUCACUCACGGCCAAGUCGCGCUCAGACAAAGACAGGCAGGAUGGUGACCGAGGUAAAUACUUUAAUUUUGUAGUUAAAACUGAUUGUCAUAGUGCCAAGUUAAUUGCAUGUAUUGUUAAUGAAUAUUGUAAUAUGUUGAAAGCGUUUAAUAUCCGUGCAUAAUGUUAUUUUGUAAGAAAUUGAGACCGAGAACUUGUUCGCAGUUCUUACGGUCAUGCCUACCUGAUCACCUGAUGAUGUAGUUCUUAUGAGUGAAUCGGCAGAUGAGCUUCAAAGUUUGUUGGAUGUAGUGGAUGGCUAUGGUAAAGACUUUGGAGUAAGGUUUAGCAGUGAGGAAAGCAAAGUAAUGAUUGUGAAUAGGUCAGAGGAUGAAAGUAAUGUGGUAUGGAGACUUGGAGAGAAUGAGUUGAGACAGGUGCAAGAAUACAAGUACUUAGGGAUGUGGAUGAGUCCUAGUGGGUGUGCAAAGGCAAAGAAUGAAAAGAUAAGUAUGCUAAACCAGUGGGUAGGUCGAUUGGGAAGCGCGGCAAGGAUGAGAGCAAGUAAGUAUGAUGUGUUGAGAGAAGUGUGGAAGAGUGUGGCUGUGCCAUGUAUAAUUAUAAUGUAUGGUAUGGAUGUGAUUCCAUGCAAUGAAAGUGAAAUUGAUAAGUUAGAAGUGGGCCAGAAUAGAAUAGCAAGGAUGGCACUGAAUGCACCGAGGUGCACAGCAGUUGAAGCCUUGAGAGGUGACAUGGGAUGGAGCACCUUUAGAGAAAGACUCACAAAAGCCACACUUAGGUACAAGAUUAGGUUUGAGAGAAUGGAUGAUGCAAAAAUUUCAAGGAAGGUGUACCUGUGGAAUGAAAGUGGAAGCAAAUGGAGGAAGAGAUGCAUGAGAAUGACCGACAGGAAUGGAUUGCAAGUUGUGUGGGCGAUAAGAAUGGCUGGUAGGAAUCAAAAUGAGCGUGAAUGGGUGGUAACAAGAGGAGGAAGAGUGGGAGCCGAAUGGGAUGUGAGAAAAUGGAAGAAUGAGAUAGACAAAGAAGUGAAAUGUGUGGGACUGAAUGAAUGGAAGAAUGAGAUGGAAAGAAAGAAGACCCUGGAAUGGUACAAGGAGAAAGAGGCCCCGAGGUAUGAAAGGUGGUAUGAUGGAAGCCUGGGCGGUGAUCUUCUCUUCCGAGCGAGGGCACAGUGUAUGGAUGUGAAUGCAAGGAGUUACAGGUGGUCUGAGUCCCGCAGCAAAGUGUGCCAGAUGUGUGACAUGGGAGAAGAUGAGACGGUGGAACAUGUGGUGCUGGAGUGUGUGAAGUAUGCCAGAGACAGGAAUGAGAUGAUGCAAGUGAUACUGACUGAGUUAGGGCAUGAUAGGAAUGAAAGAGUGGAGAAGACAGGAAAGGAAUGGAUGGUGGUGUUGCUGGGACUGUGUAGAGAGGCGAAUGAAAGGAUGAUUGAGGCGGUGAAAGAGUUUCUGGAGAGAAUGUGGCGUGCCAGGUGUAUGAACAAUUAGGAUAGAGGAUGCUGUUCGUUUCUCUUUUUUUUUUUUUUCCCUUUCUACAGGAGUUGCCGAUCCAAAGGCCUGGCUCAGGAGUGAUCCUGUGCCACCUGUACCAUCAAGAUCAAGA
This is a messenger RNA of Scylla paramamosain (green mud crab), 8649 nucleotides long. RefSeq names its product gastrula zinc finger protein XlCGF16.1-like. Gene Ontology annotation, cellular component: nucleus. The transcript is spliced from 3 exons. The record is from RefSeq and is a predicted model, not a curated record. Lineage: Eukaryota; Metazoa; Arthropoda; Malacostraca; Decapoda; Portunidae. Bases 7296 to 8534 code for a protein of 412 amino acids. Gene Ontology annotation, biological process: regulation of gene expression.